This is a messenger RNA of Plasmopara halstedii, 1635 nucleotides long. RefSeq lists its product as hypothetical. The record is from RefSeq and is a predicted model, not a curated record. Gene Ontology annotation, biological process: intracellular protein transport; vacuolar transport. Gene Ontology annotation, cellular component: cytoplasm. NCBI's taxonomy places the organism in Eukaryota, Oomycota, Peronosporomycetes, Peronosporales, Peronosporaceae. Bases 1 to 1635 code for a protein of 544 amino acids. The transcript has a single exon.
AUGAUGGCCGAAGAUGCUGUAGCACAGCUCUUACGCGUACAUUUGGGACUAGUAAACAGUACAGAUUUGCCUGAUGAUGCAGUGCGUGAUUUUCGUGACCUUUAUCGUCUCCCAUUACGUUCAUUCGAUGAUAAGUGUGCGCUUAUGAACGCUGCUGAGGCCACAGGGUGCUCGGCUGUGAUUCUAGACGUGCUACUUUUUGUGUCCGAGACAAUGACGCCAGUUUUGUUCCGUAAACAAUUAGCAGCGCUGCCUUUAUCACUUGGACAAUGGGUUCACUAUUUAGUCGAGCAGUGUAUGGUCACACACGAGACAGUUUCGUUAAGUGCAUUACGUGGACUUUUGGAACUUUAUGCAGCAACACAAAGAUACCGUGAACUUGCAGCCAUGCUACUCUCUUUAGUCUUUCAUGAUCGAGAGCUCAUUCGAUCACUUCGAGUGACAGACGAUGUCCUUGAUAUUGCCAAAUUCUAUCGUCAUCGACUUCCCGUGUGGAUUCUUGACUUAGUUCACGAGUACGUGACGCUCUCGAAGCUACAAAUUCAAACAGAGAACGAAGAUGCAAAUAUUGCACCCGAAAUUUGUACGAUGGCAGCAAAAUUGGACAAACGAGCACGAGGAGUCGGUAAUUUACAAGCCAAUUGGAGGAUGCGGUACGUCCAAUUACGUGAGAGAGAAAUAGUCUAUUUCAAACACGAAAUGGGCAAACAUGACAAAUCAAAGAACCCGUUUCACGACAAAAGCGGCAAAAGUAACCAAAAAGGCAAACUUGCACUUGCAAAAGGGAUGCGAAUUGAACCUCUCGAUUACCGUGGUAAAUUUUCCCUACGCCCUUUUUGUGUCAAAAUCUCUGACGCUGCUGGAAACGAAGAGCUGAUUCUAGAUGCGUUUUCACCUGAAAUGCAGCGACAAUGGAUAGCUGCGAUUACUGCCAACGUUAAGCGUCUAGCACUUGACCCACAAUGGCUUGCAUUUCCUCGCAAGUGUGUGCAUCGCAUGACAGUCAGUGAAUUUUUACGGUACUCAAUGCUCUAUCAUGGAGAUGCCGCAAAGUCACAUACCCGCCACAGUUUGUGUCAACCCGAAUUACUUCGGCAACAAUUUCAAAUUGAGUCAAAACGAUUUCUUUUUUUGGCUCUUGUCACAUGUGCACUUGUACGUGAUUGGCAGAAAAUGGAGGCACUUGUGCAGCCUCGAAGUGCUAAAUCGACCAUCACUUCGCUUUUCGCAAGUGGCAAUAGUGCCAAUAGUGGCAAUAGUGGCAAAGUGGCAACUGUAACAUCGUCACCUUGGAGUUCAACUCCAGCUCCAGCCCCAUCACGAUACUCGACUUGGUCCAAUAAUACCAACAAUAGUCAAAUGACUCCCCCUUCAACCGCUACUGUCCCCUCAUUUAGCAACUCAGAAGCUCACGAAAUGGUAGAUGCAAGUGCUAUUGGUUAUGGAGCAAUUCUCGAUAUUGCUGAGCACCAAGAAGCACCACCAAAGCUGUUAAUGUUGCUUGAAUCGUUGCAUCAAAAGCAAGGCUCAAAUGGCUGGACUUGUCGUCGAGAUGUAGACGCUACCGAUGCUGCAUCAAUGAAAAUCAUCAUUGCAAUUCCAGAAAGUGUACGUGUCGACACAAGCUGGGAGUGA